AUGGCGUCUCCACUGGCGGACUUGACAAAUGGGACGGCAACGUCAAAUUAUUCAGAGCCAAACCCUCCGAAGCCAGGCAGCCUCAUCCGGGCGAGCACCGGAGAUUUUCAAGUUAGCGAGAAGAUAAUGGAGGCCGCAGCUCGCAACCGGUACAAAGGCCUGGAAGUAUUGCAGACUCUCCUCAAACACAAGGGCCACAUCACCAUCACAGACAGGAUUAUGGAGGCGGCAGCAGCAAACACACGAGAAGGCCCAGAGAUAGUCACGCUUCUGUUGAAGGGCCAGUCUUUCCGUAUCAGCGACGAGAUUUUGAAAGCGGCUGCUCAAAAUGAGUUUCUGGGUCCGGAGGUCAUGGAAGCGCUUCUGGAGCAUGCGCAAGACAAUAAAGGCGUAAGGAUAAGCGAAAGAGUCAUGAUCUAUGCGGCAGGGAAUACCGAAAAGGGUCCUGAAAUUAUGAAAGUGCUUUUGAAAUACGGGAAAAAGGCUGGCCUGAAGCUCAAUGACAGUGUCUUGGAGAUUGCGGCUUCGAAUGAGGACAGAGGACCGGAGUUGAUUGACGUCCUGUUGGAAUACAUGGACGACUUGGAGGUUAAGGAAUGA
Molecule: messenger RNA, 600 nt
Organism: Rhinocladiella mackenziei CBS 650.93
Lineage: Eukaryota; Fungi; Ascomycota; Eurotiomycetes; Chaetothyriales; Herpotrichiellaceae
Exons: 1
Coding region: 1-600 (199 amino acids)
Source: RefSeq, a predicted model, not a curated record